AUGGAUAAAGAUUGGCGAGACGAAGUAUCAAAAUCAUUUGGGCCUGCCUUUGCCUCAGAUGACGCGCUUUUGGCAGAAUGUGUUUCGAUGUGUCAGUUGUACAAUCUCAAGCCAGAAGACUUGUUCUUUAAAGUUGAAGCCUUCAACUAUCGCCCAUCGGCUACGCACUCUGGCAUCGCUCCGAUAACUUUGGAGACCUUGGGAGCCCUCAAGGCUCAGAUACAGAGGGAUAUGAUAACGGCCAGCACUAAGAGGGCUCAAACCAAGCCGAAACCAGGGAAUACUGCUAAAGUCGACCGAACAAGAUUUCCUCAAAACAUGGUGAGGAAUUUACCUCCCACACCAAUCAAGCAGGAGACUGGCGAGACAAGCGUUCCUGGUCCCAGCCAUCUUGUAUUUAGUGGCCCUUCAUACGACGCAGAAAAAAAGAAAAGCCGUGCAUACCACUAUAUGUACGAAAAGAUCUUGGAACGGAGUGAAGUUCUGGAUCAACUCAUAGAAGACUUCGCAGACCUUAUUCAAACCCAUUAUAACAUUCCCGAGUUUGCAGAUCCCUCGUCCGCAACCGAUGAAGAGGUCACCAUCAUCGGGAGGUUGACUCAAGAUUCUGAGUCGGCAUCGGCUAAAUUAACGGAGUCGACUCUGAUGAUCGAAUCGUCACGCGCGAUAUCAAAUGGCGCUCGCGUGCCCCUUCGUUUGGACCAUGCUCUACGAAUUCGCGGCUCCGUUCAGGGGGCAGGUGGCACAGGACUAUUUCCUGGAGCUAUCGUGGCUUUGAAGGGUAAAAACGGAGGCGGAGGCUACUUCUUGGCGACAGAGGUUCUUUCAAUACCACCCCUCAAAGCUUCGCCGGCCAGCUGCGGAGUAUUGGACCCCAAACAAGACCCAGAAAUGGGAAAUGACCCUGUAUCCAUAUGUGUUGUCUGUGGGCCGUACACCUCUGAUGCAGAUCUCAACUUCAAGCCGUGGCGUACAUUAUUGCCAACUCUGAAUGCGACGAAGCCCAACGUGCUCCUUCUAGUCGGCCCAUUUAUUGACUCUUCGCAUGCGAAAAUUAAAGCUGGCGACUCUGAUCUUUCUGCCGCGAAUAUUUUCAAGGGCCGUAUUGCUGAUUCCAUACGUGCCUUUCUUGUGGCGUCUCCUGAAAGUAUUGUGCUUGUUGUACCGAGUGUCCGCGAUCUCGUCAGCACUCACGCCGUGUUUCCACAACCCGAGCUAGACUGGGACCUCUUCCCUGCUGACCCCCGGAUCCACCUCCUUCCAAACCCUGCUCGGUUCAGUAUAAAUGACAUAUCGUUUGCUGUGAGCAGCGUCGAUGUUCUCUUCCAUCUGCGUACACAAGAAUAUAUUAAGAGGGGAGUGGAGGUUGAGGCUUUACCAGCAUUAGAAGGCGACGUGCCGUCGGACGCUAUGGCGAAUCUUUGUCGCCAUCUUCUCCAACAGAGGAGCUUCUACCCCCUCUUUCCUGUCCCUGCGGACUCUUCACACGAGGUGAACCUCGAUGUCACUCACUCAGAUGCGAUAAGCAUGAUUGACGAUGGUGAUCUCGACUACGCACCGGAUAUUCUCAUCUUGCCGAGUAGACUCAAGCAAUUUACCAAGACUGUCCAUACCACAGCAGCAAUCAACCCAUCUUUCUUGAGCAAAGGAUCAUACGCCACGAUUGACAUCGCGGGCCGCACAAGUAUGGGAAAAUUGAACGAGAGAUUAACGGUCAAAAUCGUCAAGCUGGAAAGCUGA
Molecule: messenger RNA, 1740 nt
Organism: Laccaria bicolor S238N-H82
Lineage: Eukaryota; Fungi; Basidiomycota; Agaricomycetes; Agaricales; Hydnangiaceae
Exons: 10
Coding region: 1-1740 (579 amino acids)
Biological process (GO): DNA replication; DNA replication initiation
Cellular component (GO): alpha DNA polymerase:primase complex
Molecular function (GO): DNA binding
Source: RefSeq, a predicted model, not a curated record